CAAAUCAAACAAAGCAAAAGUGGCCGAUUAUAAAAAUAUGUAGCUAAUGAAAAAAUCAAAUUGGAUUAUCAAAACGCAAACAAUUUGAGUGUGUGUGUGUGUGUGUGCAGCGUCUGGAAACUGGCGAGCAGCAGUUUUCCUUAAAUAAAUGUCACUCCAAAACUAUUUGUGGCCUUCCGGGAAGCAACCAACUGCCCACAGCUAACACAUUUAUUAUCAAUUUAUCGGAACGGCCGACUCCCGAUAAGACAUCGACUCAGCAGCUAUAACAACAAGAACAACAACAGCGGCAGUAUCAGUAGCAGCAGUAAUUGCUGAAAAUCGGGGAUGCUUCCAGAUGCGUUCCAGCCCAGUUGCAUUUACGUCGUUACAUCAUAAGCCUCGCCAUGUAGGAAAAUAUCUUAAUUUUUGAAUCUUCCAAUAUAUCUGCUUUAAAUAUUGAGAAAUCGUUCGUGAAUGCUACUAGCACUAGCAAAGAAAGAAAAAAAAAAAACAGCUUUAAAUUGAACAACAACAUCAAAACGCUUGAACGUGUUUGCUGCUGCUUGUCUUGUUCUUCGUGAUUUCGUCGUCAGCGUUGUUUCUCUCCGAGAUCGGAAAGCAGCAGCCGCCCACGAACGAAACAAAGCGAAGCAACGAGCCCAAGCAGAACGCGAACGCGCACCACGGACGCAUUUAUGGAUGCGGGCGGCCUGCCAGUGUUUCAGAGCGCCAGCCAAGCAGCAGCAGCCGCCGCCGCCCAGCAGCAGCAACAACAACAACAACAGCAGCAGCAGCAGCAACAACAACAACAGCACCACCAGCAACAUUUGAAUCUCCAAUUGCAACAGCAGCAACAUUUGCAGCAUCUGCAACAGCAACAUCAGCAACAACAGAGUCUGGGAAUACAUUUGCAGCAGCAACAGCAUUUACAGCUACACAAUGCACAGGCGCAACAGAUACAAGUGCAGCAGCAGCAACACGUCACACAGCAACAACAACAGCAGCAGCAGCAGCAACGACAACAACAACAACAGCAGCAACAACAACAACAUUCGCCAUACAACCCCAGCCUUUCAGCGACAGGCGGAAUUGUCGGCGGCCUUGUCGCUGGCGGCAACGGAACUGGCGGCGUUGCGCCUGCAGGAGCAGGACCGAACACAAACAACAACGGGAACGGCGGCGGCAACAAUGGCAACAACACAAACGGCGGCAAUGGCAACAACGGCAACAACAAUCCAGGCAAUGGCCCAUCACCUGGAGACGCAGUGCCGGCUAAGCGGCAGCACAUGGUCGAGCGGCUGCGUCGCCGCAUGGAGAAUUAUCGGAAGCGGCAGACGGACUGCGUGCCGCGCUACGAACAAACCUUCAAUACUGUGUGCGAGCAACAGAAUCACGAGACCACUGCACUUCAAAAACGUUUUCUCGAAAGCAAGAACAAACGUGCCGCUAAGAAGACUGAGAAGAAACUCCCGGAGCCUCCAGCGGCAACGCAAACGAUGCUAGCAGGACAGCUGCAGAGCAGCGUACAUGUGCAACAAAAAUUCCUGAAACGACCAGCGGAGGAUGUUGACAAUGGAGCUGAGAAUUACGAACCGCCGCAUAAAUUGCCCAAUAACAACAAUAAUAAUAACAAUAACAAUAGCACAAAUGGUGGUGGCGGCUCUGAGAAUCUAACAAAAUUCUCUGUAGAGAUUGUGCAGCAGCUGGAGUUCACAACAUCGGCGGCCAAUUCACAGCCGCAGCAAAUAAGCACAAAUGUCACUGUGAAGGCGCUGACGAACACCUCUGUGAAAAGCGAACCGGGCGUGGGCGGAGGGGGUGGUGGCGCUGAGCAACAGCAGCAACAGCAGCAGCAGCAGCAACAACAACAACAACAACAGCAACAACAAGGCGGCGGUCUGGGUGGCCUUGGCAAUCAACAUGGUCGUGGUGGGGGCGGCGGAGGCGGCGUUGGCGGUAUGGGAGGCAUGCAUACGGGCCCCGGCGGCUUAGGUCAGAAUAUGAUGGGCGGCCACGGCGGCAAUAACAACAGCUCGAAUGUAGCCGCCCAGCAAAAGUCAGCAUUGGGAGGUCUCGCCAAUUUGGUGGAGUGUAAACGGGAACCGGAUCAUGAUUUUCCGGAUUUGGAUGCACUGGACAAGGAUGGACCGAGCUUUCGUGAUCUGCUUGGCGAUGAUAAUUCCGAGGGUAACGAAACCUUUAAGGAUCUUAUCAGCAACCUGCAGGAUUUCAAUCCCAGUUUUCUGGAUGGGUUCGAUGCGAAACCGCUGCUGGACAUCAAAACAGAGGACGGCAUCAAAGUGGAGCCCAAUGCCCAAGAUAUAAUCAAUAGUCUAAAUGUGAAAUCAGAGGGCGGACUGGGUCAUGGCUUUCCAGGUUUUGGCGCCGGUCCAAAUAUGGGCAUGGGCAUGCCCGGCGCUGGUGGCCCCCACAAUACCAUGGAUGCGCAGACCAUGAACAAAAUGCGCAAUGCUGGCUUCCAAAAUGGACCCAAUGGCGGCGGACCCAAUGGACCCGGCGGCGCACAACAGGGCGCCGGUGGUGGUGGUGGUGGGGGCCUCAUGUCCGAGCAUCCUCUGGCCGCUCAAACACUCAAGCAAAUGGCCGAGCAACAUCAGCAUAAGAAUGCCAUGAGUGGCAUGAAUUUCCCCCGCCCUCCGCAUGGAAUGCAACAACAGCAACCGCCUCACAGUCAAAUGAUGGGCGGCCAGCAGCAGCCGGGUCGGUACAAUGACUACGGAGGGUUUGGCAAUGACUUCGGCAUGGGCGGUCCAAAUGGACCCAAUCCGCAACAGCAGCAGCAACAACAACAGCAGCAGCAUAUGCCGCAUCAGUUUCAUCCAAAAGGUCCGGGCGGCCCGGGAGGCGGCAUGGGUGUGCAGCAAAGUUUCCUGGAUAUCAAGCAAGAGCUUUUCUAUUCCUCACAAAACGACUUCGAUCUCAAGCGUCUGCAGCAGCAACAGCAGGCCGCGGCAGCUGCGCAAAUGCAACAGCAGCAGCAACAACAACACCAUGGUCAUGGGCCCCCCAAUCCACAACAGCAACAACAACAACCUCAACAGCAACAUCCUAAUGGUCCCAAAAUGGGCGUACCUAUGGGUCCGCCCGGCCAGUUUAAGCACGUUGGUGGUCCGGGUGGCCAACAGGUUCCGCCACAGCAGCAACAACAACAACAACAGCCUCAAAACCCGCAACAACAGCAACUGCAGCAGCAACAACAGCAAUACUCGCCAUUCAACAACUCGCCUAUGGGACCCGGUCCUGGUGGCAACUCGCAAAACCAAAAUCCCAACUUUCUCAACUGUCCGCCACGUAUCCCCAACAAUGGGGGACUCGGUGUUGGUCCCGGCAAUGUGCCGCCCAAUAUGGGCGUGCCACAGAGCGCGCAACAACAACAGCAACCUGCUGGCCCACAACAGCAGCGAGGUGGUCCCACCGGCGGUCCGCAGUCCAACCAAAAUACCGGAGCUGGCGCCAAUACACAGAAUGCCACACAGGCGGGCGGUAAUCCCAACAUGCAGCAACAGCAGGCGACGACAACGACGUUGCAGAUGAAGCAGACGCAACAGCUCCAUAUUAGCCAGCAAGGCGGUGCACAUGGCAUUCAGGUCUCGGCUGGCCAGCAUUUGCAUCUGAGCAGCGAUAUGAAGAGCAAUGUCUCCGUGGCCGCUCAGCAGGGCGUCUUCUUCAAUCAACAGCAGGCUCAGCAGCAGCAGCAGCAGCAACAACAGCAGCAAUCUGGCAACGGACCCAACCAGGGCGGCGGGGGUGGACAACAGCCGCAGGGGCACGGAGGCAACAAUGCGGGCAGCAACGGCGGCAAUGGGGGUCCGAAUGCCGCACAGCAACAGCAGCAACCAAAUCAAAAUAUGAACAAUUCGAAUGUACCCUCCGAUGGCUUCUCGCUCUCCCAAAGCCAAAGCUUGAGCUUCAGCCAGCAACAGCAACAGGCGGCAGCUGCAGCGGCGGCCCAACAGCAACAACAACAGCAGCAACAGGCAGCGGCCAACGCCGGAGGACCCAAUGGCCCGCACAGUGUCGCAGGAGGCAAUGGCGGUCCUGUUGGUGGGCCAGGAGGAAUGCCGAAUGCAGCAACGCUGAUGCAACAGCAGCAGGCGGCGCAGGCUGGCGGACCCUCCGCCGGACCCAACAGUGGUGCAAUGAAUCAGGGCAUGGGCGGUGUGCCCAUGGGUGGCAUGCCGGGCAUGGGGCAAAUGGGUGGUGCACCCAACGGUGGCCCCAACGGCGGCAUGAUGAAUCCUAUGAAUCCGAAUGGCAUGUCCAAUGCACAAAUGAUGAUGGGCGGCGGCGGCGGUGGUGGUGCCAAAUUCCUGCAGCAGCAGCAAAUGAUGCGCGCCCAGGCGAUGCAACAGCACAUGGCCGGCGCUCGACCGCCCCCUCCCGAAUACAAUGCAACCAAGGCCCAGCUGAUGCAGGCACAAAUGAUGCAGCAGACAGUGGGCGGCGGUGGCGGUGGUGCCGGUGGUCGCUUUCCGAACAGCGCCGCCCAAGCGGCUGCCAUGCGUCGCAUGACCCAACAGCCCAUUCCACCGUCGGGUCCUAUGAUGCGGCCCCAGCAUGCGGCCAUGUACGCCAUGCAGCAUGGUGGCGGUGGUGGUGGGCCUCGUGGUGGCGCUGGCAUGCCCUACGGUGGCGCUGGCCCUAUGGGUGCCGGACAGCAGCGUCCCCCAAAUGUCCAGGUGACAGCCGAUGGCAUGCCCAUGGGUUCCCAGCAGGAGUGGCGACACAUGAUGAUGACACAACAGCAACAACAGCAGCAGCAACAACAGCAAAUGGGCUUUGGUGGUCCGGGUGGACCAAUGCGCCAAGGACCAGGCGGUUUCAAUGGUGUUAACUUUAUGCCGAAUGCUGGAGGUGGACCCAAUGCGCCGGGCAGUGGACCUGGCAUGAUGGGCGGCGGGGGACCGGGCGUUCCAAAUGGCGGCCAAAUGCAGCUGACGCCGGCGCAAAUGCAGCAGCAGUUGAUGCGGCAGCAGCACAUGCAGCAGCAGCAGCAACAGCUGGCGGGGCCCGGCAGCGGACCAAACAACAUGCAGAUGCAACAGCUGCUGCAGCAGCAGCAACAGCAGGCGGCCAACGCGGGUCCUGGCCCCAAUGUGAACAUGAUGGCCCAAAUGCAGAUGUCCAGCAUGCACAUGAGCCAGACCCAGCAGCAGAUCACGAUGCAGCAGCAGCAGCAGUUUGUGCAGCAGACGACAAGCAGCAGCAGCAGCAGCGCCUCCCACCAGCAACAGCUGCUGCAGCAGCUGGCGCCGAGCAACAACAAUGCGGGACAGAAUGCGAACGGACAGGCGAACAUCAGCGGCAGCUCCUCGACGACCAUCGCCAGCGCCAGCUCCAUCAGCCAGACGAUCAACUCGGUGGUGGAGAACUCGACUGAUUUGUGUCUCGAAUUCCUGGACAACCUGCCCGUGGACAGCAGCAACUUCUCUACGCAGGACUUGAUCAACUCGUUGGACAAUGACAAUUUCAAUUUGCAGGAUAUCUUGCAGUAAGCACCGAUGCCGGCAAGCCGAGAAAGACAGAGUCCGAGUGGGAGAGCGGAGAGAUUCCGAGAGAGAAUAAAGAAGAGAAGAGAAGAGAAGAGGCGAGGAGAGGAGAGCGCGUUUGCAAGUUGUUAUCGCUGUCGUUGUUACCUGUUUUUGUUGUUGUUAUUUAUGGCAUUGUGUUGUGCGUUUAUGUUCCGGCCAUGCCCCCACACGCAGAUGCAGAUGCAGCUGCAGCUGCUGGAUCUGCCUCCACUUUAUAAAAUAGUUCAUUUCUCUUUGUUAUUUGUGUGAAUUUAUACUCGUAAUGUCUAGUUUGUAUUUUAUUUUUAAGUAUUCGUGUAAUGUAUGAGGAGUGUAGGCUCUGCCAGGCGCCGGGGCGACGUGCAUCGCAGACAUUCCAUAUGUAACAGAUUUCUAAAUCUACAAUACGAGCCUAACGAGUUAAGUGAACAGAAAAGUAUUCGCAAGUACUUGAAAUGUGAAUGAACCAUUGUUGUUGUUGUGAGAGACGGCCGAGUGGGCCAACUAACUAGCUUGAAACUUAAGCAGUUGUACUUAAUUAUAAACGUCUUGCCACGCCCAACCGGCACGAGCCCCAAACACGUCAGCCUCGCAGCGACUGGCAGCUCCACUUGAUUUUACUUAAGGGGAGACACACACACAAACACACCAACAUUUAUUAAUUGUAGUGAAAAGAACCAACAACAUUUGUAAGCAAACAAAACACAAAAUAGCUGUAUAUUUUAUAAUUAGUUUAUUUAAUUUUUUAUACACACAAAAAAGGGGGAAAAGUAAAAAACAAACAAACAAAAAAAAUGCAUACGA
Messenger RNA from Scaptodrosophila lebanonensis, 6317 nucleotides. It is a transcript of the gene mam, whose product is annotated as neurogenic protein mastermind. The record is from RefSeq and is a predicted model, not a curated record. Gene Ontology annotation, molecular function: transcription coactivator activity. Gene Ontology annotation, cellular component: nuclear speck. The transcript is spliced from 9 exons. Lineage: Eukaryota; Metazoa; Arthropoda; Insecta; Diptera; Drosophilidae. Bases 678 to 5498 code for a protein of 1606 amino acids. Gene Ontology annotation, biological process: Notch signaling pathway; positive regulation of transcription by RNA polymerase II.